Molecule: messenger RNA, 3556 nt
Organism: Vicugna pacos (alpaca)
Lineage: Eukaryota; Metazoa; Chordata; Mammalia; Artiodactyla; Camelidae
Source: RefSeq, a predicted model, not a curated record
CAUUUUGUUGCUGGAGGGCCAAUGGGUAUGCCUGUUGCUUCUGCAGGCUCCAAACCUUGCCACAGCAAGCCUUUACCAAGCAGGUCCCGUGGCAGCAACACUGACACCUCAAAUGCUCUCCUGAUCCGGCCAUUUGUCUUGCACAGAGAGGCUGAGACCUGGCUCCCUCAACUACUUAGGGCUUCUGGGAGCAUUGAGGAGCCCACAGCGGCCUCGGCACGAAGGGCCUGGGAGAACCCUGGACUGCACAGCCCUGAGGGGCAUUCUUCUGACUCUCUGGCCCCAGGACUUUGAGGUGACCUUUGGAGUUCGCUCCGCAGCCCGCAGGCAGCAACCGCAGAGUCGGAGAAACAGGCGCAGAGACUGCGACAGUCUGCGCUUCCCUGCCGGAUCGCCGCGCGCCCUCCCCCCAGGUCCCUGCGAUGGCACUGGCGGUGCUGCGGGACUGGUGCGGCUGGAUGGGCGUGAACGCUCAGCGCUCUCUGCUCAUCCUGGGCAUCCCGGAGGACUGCAAGGACCAGGAAUUCCAGGAGGCCGUGCGGGCUGCCCUGUGGCACCUGGGCAGGUACCGAGUGCUGGGCAAGGUCUUCAGAAAGGAGCUGGGGUCCAGGGUUGCCUUGGUCGAGUGUGCUGAGUAUUUAAACCGAAGUUUGAUUCCUCGACAAAUACCAGGCACGGGAGGGGCCUGGCCUGUGGUCUUCCUGCCCCAGGCCCCCGAUUCUGAGUCACAGGAUAGACCCAAUUUCCCUGCCCAGCCCCAGAGACCAGCAUUGGUUGGCCGGGCAGGUGAGGCAGGAGCUGCAGGUGAGGCAGGAGCUGAGGGAGAGGCAGGAGCUGAGGGUGAGGCAGGAACUGAAGAUGUGGCAGGGACACCAGGUGAAGAAGAGGUUGCACAGGAAGAAGAGGCUGCAGAGGAGGAAGGGGCUGCAGGUGAGGCAGGAGCUGCAGAUGAAGCAGGCGUGUCAGAUGAGGAGGGAGCCGCAGGUGACACAGGAGUUGCAGGCAUAGCAGGAUCCUUGAGUGUGGCGGGAGCGGGAGGUGAGGCAGGAGCCCCAGGGGAGGAAGCAGCUGCGGGGGCAGCAGCAGCCAUAGUCGAGGCGAGAGCCGGGAGCCGGCCAUGGAGGCAGGUCUUGCAGCCUGUGCUGGAAAACAUGGGCUCUCAGGGCCUGAGACCCUUCUCUGGGCUGGAAGAGCCUGGCCCCGGGGAGGAGUCCUUUGAGAGCUGGCUGGACCACGCCAACGACAUGCUGUACCUGUGGCGCCACGUGUCUGAGAGGGAGAGGAGGAGGAGGCUGGUGGAGAGCCUGGGCGGCCCCGCGCUGGAUCUCCUGUGUGGCCUCCUGGCGGAAGAUCCCGACAUGGCCGCACACGACUGCCUGGCCGCGCUGGUGCAGGCGUUUGGGAACAAGGACACCCGGGUGACCGCACGGCUGAAGUUCAUGACUUGCGCCCAGCGGCCCCAGGAGACUCUCUUUGCCUACAUGAUGCGCCUGGAAGGCCUGCUGCAGUCGGCCCUGGAGAAGGGGGCCAUCCACCCGGCCAUCGCAGACCAGGUGCGUGCCCGGCAGGUGCUGAUGCGGGCCCGCUCGAGUGCUGCUCUCCAGAACAGGCUGAGGAGGAUGAGGCUGGAGAGGAGACCCCCGGGCUUCGUGGGGAUGCUGCGGCUCAUCCGGGAGACCGAGGCACCGGAGGCUGGCCCAGCGGGCAGCGAGCAGCUCCAAAUGGAAGAAGAGGCCCGCGUGAACCCUGGAGACCUGGCAGGUGCCCCAGCUGUCCCGGCCCAGGAAUAUGGUGCCCAGGCCUCCUCAGCCCAGGAGGUCGUCACCGGGGGCACCACUGCAGAUGGAGCCAAGGCCUCCCCAGCAGGUGAAGGGACCGCCCAGGGUGCCCUUUCCAAGGAAGGUAGCACUGAGGCCACCUCAGCCUGUGAAGAGGCCAGCGAGGGGGCUCCUGGCACUGGCGAGGCUGGCGAGGCUGCCCCUGAAACCCACGUUGCCACUGGGGCAGCCCCUGUCCCUGGGGAGACCAGCAAGUCCUCCCCUGCCACUCAGGGAGACGAAAAUCCUCCCAUCCCUGCCCACACGGGCUGUGCUUCCCAGGAGGCCCCAGGAGGUCCUGGCUGUGAGCCAGAGAACCUCACCCAGGCAGGAGACCAGGAGGCUGAGGGGCCCCCCGAGGAGGGGCUCAAGCCCAUCCCAGAGGACCUGGGAAAUGAGGACAGGGCUCUGGAGAUGAGCCCUCCCAAGUCCUCCUCGGGUCAAUAGGCUCAGCAGGCCCAGGGCCCCCCUGGCCUGGAGGCAGGUAGAGGCCAGGCCAGGCAGCCACCUCGCCCCAGGUGGGGAGCAGGGUGGAGGGAAGGGCCAGCCCAGCCCAAACCAACUCCCUGGGCCCCCUAUUACCUGCAAGAGACCCCACCCACCACCAUGAGUCCUUCCAAGUGACCACGAUGACCAUGUUAGACACCAAAUGGGGCGGGGAGAGGUGCGCCUCCCCCACCAUGGCAACACCACACCAGCCUCAGCCCCAAGCCCUGCCAACUGGGGCAGCCGGCCCGGGAGGAUCCCUGAGUGCCCAGCCCCGGCCUCGGUGAGGGCCACCUGAAGACGUCUGCCCCCACACUGCCCUGGGAGAUGUCAGGGGCCAUGUCAAGGUGCCUGGGCCUCCGAGAGGGGCCCCUAGUCACCGUCCCCUGGGGCAGGCUGCUCCCUGUACUAGGAAGCCCAUAGGAAGCCUGUGUCUCUGUGGCCCCAUAGUGAUCUCCUCACCACCCCCCACACCAGCGCCCGUUUCCGUGCAGAGCCCUGAGGUGCCCGUGGACCCAGACCGGGUGUCCCUCCUACCCGGGCCGCCACCUCUGGGCCCGGCCACGUGCCCUGAGCUCAGGGCAGCAAGGCUCUGCUCGCUCUGGCCCAGUGUCGUGAGCUCCAUGUCCGCUUUGUCGGAGUAGAUUUAGGCCAAACGCUGCUUGUUCUUGUGGAGAUGUGUGUGUGUUCUUCUCUGAAGAGUACCCCCAGCCCAGCCCGGAGACCCCAGCCCGGUCCCAGGAGACGGCGGGAUGGACAGAUGGACGACGCCCACCUGGUGGCCUCGGGAAGGAAGAACUGGGCCGGGGAAGGUUGGGGGCUGCGGAGGGUCCUCGGGGACCGUGCUGUGAUCUGCCAUCGCUGUUCCUCGUGACCCCUUGUCCUGGGCUUGGGGGAGCGUUCCCCGCCGUGUUCUGCAGUGUCCUGGACUGUCCUGUGGGGGCCAGAGGGCAGGGCCAGGCCCCAGCAUGUGGGCCAGAGGGGGAGGGGUGCCCUGGGGGCAGCGGUCAUUGCUGGGGUCCACCGUCCUGGCCAGAGGCUGACUGUGGGGCCCUCAGGAAGGGAGACUAUGUGGGGAGGGCCGCAGCACGGUGGGGGGCAGCUGAGACACCUGGUGAGGGACCCUGGGAGGAGGAGGGGGCUGAGAUCUGUGGGCUUUAGUGGCCGUUAGAAGUUCCUGCCUGUGUGGUCAUUCCCUCUUUUCAGUAGUUUCAGUCAAUGUUUCUCUUUAAUAAAUUUCGUUGAAAGUUUCA